Molecule: messenger RNA, 1329 nt
Organism: Notothenia coriiceps (black rockcod)
Lineage: Eukaryota; Metazoa; Chordata; Actinopteri; Perciformes; Nototheniidae
Product: nuclear receptor subfamily 2 group C member 2-like
Exons: 11
Coding region: 163-1329 (388 amino acids)
Biological process (GO): regulation of DNA-templated transcription
Molecular function (GO): zinc ion binding; sequence-specific DNA binding; DNA-binding transcription factor activity
Source: RefSeq, a predicted model, not a curated record
ACAGACUUCACUGAUGACCCUUCACCAUCAUGACCACCGGCCUGAAUCUGCUCUCUCAGCAGAAAGUGGACUCUGAGCACGAAGCCGAGGGACAUACCUUCUGUAGACACUCCGACUUCUUUUCAUACAAAACGAUCUACGAUUCACAUGUGUAUGCUGUAAAUGGACUCAAACUCAGUGAUGGGUGAGUCUCCACAGCGCUUUCAGGUCCUCUCCACUGAACCUGCCACAGCGCUACAGCGAAUACAGAUUGUAACUGACCAGCAGACAGGUCAGAAGAUCCAGAUAGUGACAGCGAUGAAGCCGUCCUCUGCUCCCAAACAGCAGUUCAUUCUGACAACAGCUGACAGCUCAGGGGCCGGCAAGGUUAUCCUGGCCUCUCCAGACGGCCACAGCACGAAGCAGCUCAUCUUCACCGCUGCCGACAGCCUGAUGCCAGGAAGGAUACAGAUCGUCACAGAUCCAGUGUCGAUGGAGCGGUUGUUAGGGCAGUCCGGGGACCUGAGCCGACCGCAGCCAGUGGAGUAUUGUCUGGUGUGUGGAGACAAGGCUUCAGGCCGUCACUACGGAGCAGUCAGUUGUGAGGGAUGUAAAGGCUUCUUCAAGCGGAGCGUGAGGAAGAGCCUGACCUACAGCUGCCGCAGUAAACAGGACUGCGUCAUCAACAAACACCACCGCAACCGCUGCCAGUUCUGUCGGUUGAAGAAAUGCCUUGACAUGGGGAUGAAGACUGACUCUGUCCAGAGUGAGAGAAAGCCCAUCGACGUGGUGCCCAGAGAGAAGCAUGCAAACUGUGCCGCCUCCACCCAGAAGAUUUACAUUCGCAAGGACUUAAACAGUCCGCUCAUCGCCACGCCAACCUUUAUCUCCGAUACAGAGACGGAUGGCUCGAGAUCCAGCCUGUUGGAGCAGGGCAUGCUGGUGAACAUCCAGCAGCCGCUCAUCCAGAGUGAUGGGACUCUGCUGCUGGCCUCUGACUCAAAGAUGGAUCAUGCGCACGGAGACUUGGGGACACUAGCCAAUGUGGUGACGUCAUUGGCUAGCCUGAGCGACUCACUCAGAGAGAAUCUGAACAACGGGGAUUCUUCAGACAGCCAACAUGAGGAGGAGUCUGCCAGCGAGAUAACACGUGCCUUCGACACCCUGGCCAAAGUUUUCAACCCCUCUGAGGUCAGCAUUAGACAGGGUCUGGAGGAGAAGCGGCAGUGUUUCAGUGGAACAACCAUCCAGCUGAUUGGUCGAGACCAGGAGACCCCCAUCAUUGAGGUGGAAGGACCCCUGCUCACAGACAGCCAUGUCGGCUUUACGGAGCGUUCCUCUGGUCCAUAA